Messenger RNA from Fusarium vanettenii 77-13-4, 1290 nucleotides. RefSeq lists its product as uncharacterized. NCBI's taxonomy places the organism in Eukaryota, Fungi, Ascomycota, Sordariomycetes, Hypocreales, Nectriaceae. The record is from RefSeq and is a predicted model, not a curated record. The transcript is spliced from 4 exons. The coding region runs from base 1 to 1290 and encodes 429 amino acids.
AUGAGCCAGGCAGACAGCGACUCGGCAUCGCAUCACCCCAACGACCUACCUCCCCUCCUAUGCCAGGCCAUCCGAAACCUCGAAACACAAACGGAGAAGAAGAUAGCGACAGAGAAGGAACGUUGGUCCCAAGAGAGGACAGGUCUAGAGUCGACAAUCAUCGAUCACGCCACUGCGAAAGAGAACACUGCUCGACUGCUUGAGGAAACGGUCAGGAACAGUCGGUCCAAGAUGAGGUCCCUGGAAGAAAGCCUAAAGGAGAUUAACGAAAAGAAUCAACACCGUUCGGGAGAAAUACAGGCCCUGAGGGCACAGGUAAACGAUAAGAUUCGCCAACUGGAAACUGCUGAGCGAGAUGGUACGAAAGAGAAAGAGAAUCACGAGGAGGCAUUGCAGAGGGCUCAGGAGCGAAGAAAGCCAAUCGACAAUUUCAAGAAAGCGAUGAGGGCUUUUGACGGAGUGCAUGAUACUCUCUGGACCGCAAGAUGUCACAAGAAACCGAGAAGCGCCUUUGACACGAUAGAUAGGAAUCUCUCGGAAGCGAAUGAUAGUCUCGCCGAAGGGUGGGGGAGACCCAUGAGAUCGGAGUCUAAUCUGAAGCGGAUGAAAAUACAAAACGGCGCCGAUAUAGCCAUGAUGAAUACCAUCUUGGCCAUAGAUGAAAACGUCAAGUUGAUUCUCCAAGAUCCGUCAAAGGGCCCUUUUACGUUGCAUGGCCCAGAACAUCACGACGUCGUCAAUAUUAGCAGCAAAACUAGUUCAACCGAUGAUGAGCAGCUAGAGGUGUUGAGUCCCUCAAUGGUGGGCACAGAUCGACCAGAUCCUCCUCCUGCAUGGACCGAGAACGGAAGACCAAAUCCACUGGAAGGAGAAAGAGAUCUUCAACAGAAGAGAAGGGAUCGGAUGCGGGCGGUAGCCCACAUUCAAAAAGCCGACGACAUCGCAAAGAGACACGUUGUCAACAAGGCAGCCGGCCUAGGAAGCGGGCUGGCCGACACCAAGGAGAUGAGGCGAGAAAGUACGAGAUCAGUCCUUCUCUUUGGGGCAUUCUCAGACCACACGCCCAUCAUCAACAUGGGUCGUCACUCGUCAGUGCCUCUAGUUCUUUUAACACCCCUCCCCGGGCGUCACGUUGUUUCUACAUAUAUGGACCGGAAGACGUUUUCGGGCGCCUCGAAAAGCCAGUCCAAGGUCUUACUGGCGCUGUAUCCCACACAAUACCUCUGUCUCCUUGCGAUUUUGACAAUAGCUCUACAUUCACUGUUCUUUAUGGCCAGUGCGGGUCCAUAG